UUCGCCCUGCCCUGGGUGGAGGAUGUCGGCGGUGCUGGGAGCGGGCUCGGCCGCCCACGCCGGCGGAGGGCGGGACAGCCCUCUCCCGCCACGAGGUGUUGUCCAGGCGCAGGUGGGAUCCGCUCGGUGCUGCCGGGGCUCGGAGAGCGGGAGGGGGCGAAAAGUGGGGUCUGGAGGGUUCGCCCUGCCUUGGGUAGAGGAUGUCGGCGGUGCUGGGAGCGGGCUCUGGCGGGCGCCGGGGGUGAAGUGUUUCGAGAGGCCGCCCCCCGUGGCUCUCACCGGGUCUCAGCGCCGGCCCCGCGCAGCCCGAUCGCUCAUCGCGCCGCAUCGGCCGCGGGGUCGGGGAGAGGGGAGCGGGGGGAGCCACCGAUCGGGCCGGCGGGUCUGUCCCUGUACCCAACCGUGCGCCCCCGUCGGGGAUCGUCCCGGUGCCUCCCGGUCGGACAGAGUUGGCUGCCCCGUCCCCGGGAGUGUUCCCGGCCAGGUGGGACCGGGCUUGGAGCCACCGGGGCUGCUGCGAGGUGUCCGGGGCAGCGGGGGGAUGGGAUGGGCUUGAAGGUCCCUCCCAUCCCAAACCAUUCUUGGAUUGAAUGACAGAUCCGAUCCUGCCCUCCCGUGGCUGGAGCCACCGCGCUGCUGCUUUUCUUUCCAGUCCUUGGCAUAGUUGGCCUGCAGUGACUCAUUGUCAGCGCUCAGUGUCCCUGGGCUCCGAACUGGCCGGGCAGGAGCCCCUGGGCACAAUCCCCCUCUCUGGACUGUUCUCGAUGUAUUCUCUACAGUCUGACACAGUGCUCCUGUUAAAUCUGCGCUCAAAGAGGGUUUUUUUCACCCCCAGCGAUGCCUCAGGUUCAAGUUGCAACUUGUCCCUCUUCUAACUUUGCAGUGAUUCAAGAUAUGGAGAGUGGAAGCAACUGGAAUGGUAGGAAUGCAGAGGCAUCCCUGAGUCUCCGGGACAGAACAGAAAAAAGGAAUAUACACAAAAUGAUCCUCGGGAAAUGUCAGGCUCUAGUCAAUUGGUUCACAUCCCACCGAGUGCUGACUGCAUUCCUGGUGUUGUCUGUGCUUCUGAAUGUGGCUUUGGUGGUGGCCGUGGCUGUGCUGUCAGGAAAAAGUCAUGGAGAGAUUCCAGUUACACCUAAGGAUCCAUGCUUUGUGCCUUCUCUUGAGGCCUGGGAUCAGGUACAACAGCGUCUGUUACUACCUCUUGAAGGGUGAGAGGACUUGGGACGAGGCUCAGAAUCAGUGCUCCAAGCUCGGGGCCUCCCUGGCCGUGCUCAGUGACAAGGAAAUGGACCACCUCCUCUCUCCCUCUCAGGACCACGUCUUCCGCCUCAAUGGCAACCUGGAUUACUGGCUCGGGCUGCGGAGACGGGGCGAGAGGUUUCAGUGGGUGGACGGCAGCAGCUACAACUCCUCGCUGGAGGUCCUUGGCAAUUCAGAGUGUGUGUACCUGGCGGACCAUAAACUCAGGAGUGAGGACUGUUCAACAGAGCGGGCGUAUCUCUGCAGCAAACCCCAACCUCACCUGUACUAGAAGUGAGGGAGAAAGGACCUUCUCCAUCCUGAAGACACAGCUUUCCUUCUUCCACUAGCCCAGGGAUGUCCUUCUGCGGGUGAUUGUUUACUUUGUGACACAUCUCAGCACAACCUCAGGAACCUUGGUGCCUUUUGUCAUUGUCACCUCAGUAGCUGAUCUCAAGGAAGUGAACCUGCAGGGACAUGAUGUGGAAGUGGACAUGUGCCUUCGUGGACUAGGGGUUUCUUUCUCCAGAAGUCUUUCUCAUUGUCUAUUUAUAUUUACUUUAUAUUUAUACUCUAUAACAGUUUACAUACAUAACACUACAUGCACUGCAUUCAAGCACUAUAGUGCUUGAAUGUGCGCGUGUGAAGUAUUUUUCCAUUCCUGAACGCUACUUGAAUCAAUGAAUGUGAAUGUACAAUGUCCUGAUUGUGGCCUGUGGUGGUUUGGGCCAGGCCUUCCUUGGUGACCAGUUUGUAACCAAGGAAGGGUCCAGAUUUACCCAGUA
Pipra filicauda (Wire-tailed manakin) is the source of this 2027-nucleotide messenger RNA. RefSeq names its product early activation antigen CD69-like. The transcript has 5 exons. The coding region runs from base 1070 to 1534 and encodes 154 amino acids. The record is from RefSeq and is a predicted model, not a curated record. NCBI's taxonomy places the organism in Eukaryota, Metazoa, Chordata, Aves, Passeriformes, Pipridae.